Molecule: messenger RNA, 221 nt
Organism: Plasmodium gaboni
Lineage: Eukaryota; Apicomplexa; Aconoidasida; Haemosporida; Plasmodiidae
Exons: 1
Source: RefSeq, a predicted model, not a curated record
AUGUAUAGAAAUGUAAAAUAUUACUUUUUAAGCAACUGGAAAAGAACAUAUCGUCAUUAUUCAAGAAAACAAAAUAUAAAUAAUCUUAAUAAUAAAAUAAAAGAUCCUUAUAGUGAUUUAUAUAAAUCUAGUAUGUAUGGUAAUAAUUUUAAAAUAUUACCAAAUAAGAAAACAAAAUCUAAAGAAUAUGAAAUAAUUAAAACAUCAAAUAAUACAUAUUC